Molecule: messenger RNA, 198 nt
Organism: Funneliformis mosseae
Lineage: Eukaryota; Fungi; Glomeromycota; Glomeromycetes; Glomerales; Glomeraceae
Source: the annotation of a GenBank genome assembly
AUGACGGACCAUUAUUGGCAGCUUUUGCCAAUAUUUCAGCGAAAUAAAUUCACAACUUUAGCAAAUCAUGUAAAUAGCAUGAAUCCAAACUAUACUGUUCAUAGGGAUACACUUGAUAGAAUUUCUCAAAUACCUGAACGACAGGAAACAAAUAAUGAAUUUGAGGACAUGUUUUUUCACGGAACUAGCUUUUCUUGA